Messenger RNA from Drosophila persimilis, 443 nucleotides. RefSeq names its product protein midgut expression 1 (gene mex1). The record is from RefSeq and is a predicted model, not a curated record. The transcript has 2 exons. NCBI's taxonomy places the organism in Eukaryota, Metazoa, Arthropoda, Insecta, Diptera, Drosophilidae. Bases 116 to 367 code for a protein of 83 amino acids.
UUAAUUUGUUUUGGCCAACGACACAUCGAACACCGGGAGAGCUGCGGUUAAGAUUCGCCUUAUUUACGACACCUUCCUUAUAAUUAACACAUAGUACCCGUCGACUGCAUUCAACAUGUGCAACGCUCUCUGCGAAUGUCUCAAAUGCCCCGGCAAAGUGGUUUGCUGCUGCUGUAACUGUGCCUGCAAAUUGCUGAUGAGCAUUCUCUGCUCAAUCAUUGUCCUGGUCGUCGUAGUUGGAUUAAUUGUUUACUUCACGGUCUACUAUCACAAGGAUAAGGGCACCGAUGACGUUCAGAAGCAGGUCUCCCAACUGACGCCCAUUGUAAAGCGCAGCAUACGCGACUAUUUUAAUAAGGAAUAUUGAUCUAGAGCGAUGAAUUUAUACCAUAGACAACAUUUUUUUCACAUUUUAUUAAAUAACAAUUAUCACAAAUAACAAA